ACAGCAGCUGAUCCAGCUGAUAAUAAUUAUUAUUUAUUGUUCAACAAGAGGACACGUGAAUUUAUUUAGCAUAUAAUUGUUUAUUGUUUAUUGUAUUACUAAAAUGUCAACUAAAUUAUUGACAAGAUUAUUGACGAGAAAUACUGUCAAUCAUGUUAGUUUUAUGAAAUUCAAUACAACUAGAAUAAAAUUAAAAAAUGAAGAUAUUUUAAAGAAAACAAUUAUACCAGAGCCAGUUAGUGGUAUGCAUCAAGCAGCGGUAUUAAAAUCAUUUAAUGAACCACUUGUUAUUGAGAAUAUUGAACCAGUUAAAGUAUCAAACGAUAAUGAGGUUUUGAUUGAUGUACACUAUUGUGCACUAAAUGGACCUGAUGCAUUGUUAGCAAAAAAUAAUCACACAUUUGAGCCAGCUUUGCCAAACAUACUGGGCUAUGAAAUUGCUGGUAAACUUGUAGAAGUUGGUGGUGAAGCUAAAAAAAAUGGUUUUAAAAUUGGUGAUAAAGUUGUUGCUCUUAAUAAAACAAAAUUUGGAGGUUUUAAAAAUCAAUGCAUAGCAGAAAUGAGUGAUAUUUGGAAAGUUCAAUCAUCAGAUAAACUACUGGAUUCUGUGUGUUUACUUGAAAAUUAUAUGACAGCAUUGAUUGGUUUAGAUAAAAAAGCCAACUUGCAAGAAGAUGAAAUGGUGCUGAUAAAUGUUGGUCUUGGUGGUAUUGGAUUGGCUGCUGUUGAUAUUGCUGUUAAUGUAUUUAGAGCCCAAGUUAUUGGUGUCAGUGCAUCAGAAGAAAAAGCAGCAAUGGUACGUGAUAAAGGUGCAUUUGCAUCAUUAAAAUAUGAUGAUAAAAAACUUGUCAAAAAAAUUGUUGAAUUUGCUGAUGAAAGAGAUAUUGAAGAUGUUUUUGAUGGACCAGAAGGAGAAAAAUUCAAAAAAAUGUUAGACUGUUUUACAAAAGUAUACGAAGAAAAGUAUCAAACCAAUAUGUUGAGAGAUGAUAAUUUUGAUGUUCUUGUUGAGCAUUUAUCACGAGAAGGUCGAAUGAUACUUGCUGGUUUUACAGCUAAAAAUGGUAAAAAUGGUUCAGAGAAAAAAACUGAUGAUGAUGAAGAUGAAAAAAAAAAUUCUUUUGUUCCAAGUGGAAUUAAUCUUCUUAAAUACAAAUCAAUUGAUUUCGAAGCAUACAGAGAGGCGGGUCAAGAUGUCUUGCAAUACUACGAUGAGGGCUUGAUUAAACCAUCAUAUUCCCUAAUUACUGGACUUUACAACAUAAACGAUGCACUGAAAUGCACAACAGACAUGAAAUGCUUUGGAAAAGUAAUUAUUGACUUGAAACAUCCAGAUCUUGAGACUAAACAAACUUCAAAUAAUUAGUAACUAUAUAUAAAAAUUGAACAAAAAAAAAAAUAUAUUUAUUUAUUACCUUUGGUGAAUAAAUAAUAAAUAGUUUUUUAAAUUUA
Molecule: messenger RNA, 1452 nt
Organism: Aphidius gifuensis
Lineage: Eukaryota; Metazoa; Arthropoda; Insecta; Hymenoptera; Braconidae
Product: quinone oxidoreductase-like protein 2
Exons: 6
Coding region: 104-1366 (420 amino acids)
Cellular component (GO): mitochondrion
Molecular function (GO): oxidoreductase activity
Source: RefSeq, a predicted model, not a curated record